Molecule: messenger RNA, 513 nt
Organism: Bombyx mandarina (wild silkworm)
Lineage: Eukaryota; Metazoa; Arthropoda; Insecta; Lepidoptera; Bombycidae
Source: RefSeq, a predicted model, not a curated record
AUGGCAGGUUUCGUUCUAAUUGUGUUAGCUGGCUUGACAUGCGCAGUGCUUUGCAAACCAGUUGAGGAUACCGAGAAAGCUAAUAAAAAAUCUUUUUUAUUCACAGGUACUUUUAAUGAAGCUCUUCCGAAUCACCACGACAUUGAAAGACGAUUUAUCAACCCUCUGUUUAACUUGGGAGGCUCAUAUAAUUUAGGUAAUCCAAAAUUAAGGACCAGACGAAGUGAAGUCGAAUGCGAGAAGCUUGCACUGUGUAAACUACACGCGAGAUCCAGACAAAACUUCUUUGCAGCUUAUGAAUUAUAUUUCAUAAAUAAGGAAAACGCGCGCUACUGGGACCACCGGGCGAGGACCGCGGCGGAAUGCGAACAGCGCUACGGAGACUGCGACGCGCUGUGACGUCACGCGACUCUAUGUAGCGAUUGUUGCGGGACGAGCUCACUGUCUCACCACCAGCCUGUAGUGCCCGGGGACAUCAACAAGCCCCGGCAAUACCGGGCGGCGUAGCUCGUA